Bursaphelenchus xylophilus (pine wood nematode) is the source of this 1491-nucleotide messenger RNA. Lineage: Eukaryota; Metazoa; Nematoda; Chromadorea; Rhabditida; Aphelenchoididae. The record is from the annotation of a GenBank genome assembly.
AUGGGCAAAUUGAAGGAGGCUUUCCAGCAAAUUACGGCCGGAGGAUCAGCGGGUAGGUGAAGGUUAAUAUUGGUCGAUUUUGAUAUCGAAAGCUUGUUAUUUUUGCUCUUGAUGGGCUAAUUAUUGAAUUUCGAGGCCUUUUGUGGCUUGGGAACUUGAUUUUUUACAAAUUUUGUCGUUAAUUUAUGUUAUCCUUCAGGUCUGGUAGAAGUAUGUGUAAUGCACCCGUUGGAUGUGAUGAAAACCCGCUUACAACUUGGGAGUCAGUUCUACAAGGGACUGGGCGAUGUUUUCCGAAAGACCCUAACGGAAGAAGGCAUUCGCGGGUUUUAUAAAGGCAUUAUUCCACCGAUUAUUGCCGAAACCCCGAAAAGAGCGACGAAAUUCCUGACAUUCGAACAAUACAAGCACGCUUUCCAAAGCUUCCAUGGAAUACCGGAGUGGGGUGUAAGUGUUUGAAUAAUGUUCUGAGGGUAUUUUUUGUGGUUCCAGAAUAUUUUGACCUUAUUUUAGGUAACAAGUUGAAAAAUUUUAAAUUUUUUUGAAAUUUCUUGGUGAUUUUGAAUGUAGAAUUUUAGACACAAAUGAAAAUGAGAUUUGAACACUUUUGAGAGUUUUUUUUUUCGCAUUUUCUCGGAUAUUUUUUAUAUUAUUUUAGGUAUCAUCUUGAAAAUUUUUGCGAUUUCUCUCUAUUUUUGAAUGGAAAAUGUCAGAAAACCAAAGAAAAUAAGUUAAUUCUGCUGUUAGGUAAACGAACAAAAUUUAAUUUUGCUAUUUUGAAUUCAUUUUUACCUUAUUUUACUCAAAAUUUCGAAAAAAUCGUUGUUUUUAGCAAAUUUCCUUGGCUGGAGCGGCAGCUGGGUUAACCGAAGCCUGCGUAAAUACCCCAUUCGAAUUAGUAAAGGUCAGACUUCAAUCGGAUCGGUCAAAAACUAACGUAAGUUUACGAGUUGAUUUUUAUUUAGGCGUCAAAUUGCGGUUUUUAUAUUUUUGAUUUUUUCUCAAUUUUUGUAAAUUUUUUGCUUAUAAAUGCCUUUUCAGAUCAAAACAAGUCGUCAGGUGGCGAAGGAGGUCCUAAACACCCGAGGGAUUCGCGGGAUUUACACCGCUUUGGGCGCCACGAUGUACCGAAACGGCACCUGGAAUUGUAUCUACUUCGGUCUGUAUCAUAAUGUCAAACCGCUCUUGCCCACGGAUCCGGUCCAAAACUUGCUCUCUCGAAUGGGUGUCGGGUUUUGCGCGGGCACAAUUGCAUCAGUCGCCAAUAUUCCAUUCGACGUCGUGAAGAGUCGAAUCCAAGCCCAAGCCGAGGGAACCCAAUGGAAAUACAGAAAUACUUGGCAGGCAAUUGGGCUGGUCUACAAAGAAGAGGGUAUCGCCGCACUUUAUAGAGGAAUCGUCCCGAAAGUCAUGAGAUUAGGACCCGGCGGAGCGAUCAUGUUGAUAGUGUUUGAGACUGUCAACGAUUUCUUGAAGAAAAUCAUGGAUUAG